Beta vulgaris subsp. vulgaris (sugar beet) is the source of this 1074-nucleotide messenger RNA. Its product is annotated as protein FAR-RED IMPAIRED RESPONSE 1-like. The coding region runs from base 1 to 1074 and encodes 357 amino acids. The transcript has 3 exons. Gene Ontology annotation, biological process: regulation of DNA-templated transcription. The record is from RefSeq and is a predicted model, not a curated record. Lineage: Eukaryota; Viridiplantae; Streptophyta; Magnoliopsida; Caryophyllales; Amaranthaceae.
AUGGAAGAUGAAGCAGGAGCAAGUGGUGAAGGAAAUAUGAUGUCCAUUGAAGAGGGUGUUGAUUUAGUUGAAAUAAAUGGAGACAUGUAUGUGGGAGAUGCUCUUGUGGAAGGCAUAGAUGAAGUGCAAGGCAACGAGAUUGUUGCUUUAACUCCUACUGGGAAGGAAGGAUUUGGGGUUGUGCAUUCAGGUGGGGCAUAUAGAAGAAAAGCAGGUAAAGAAAGGAAGAGGUGUAAUACAACAUGGACUUGUGAAUGUUAUGGUAGGCCCGAUAGGAGGAAACGGGUAAACGGGCGUAGGGUGGUGACGGAUUCUAUGAUUGAUGAUGAUUGUGGUACGAAGAAGUCAAAGAAAUGUGAUUGUACUGCUAUGAUGUAUGCUACUUGUAAUGAAGAAGGGGAGUGGAAAGUUAAGAAAGUUAUAAAUGAACAUAAAAACCACGAGCCAACGCCUUCAAGGUCUCGAUAUAUUAGUAUGUAUAGGAAAGAGGAGUUGUAUAAUCAUGUUAGAAGGAAACUUUUUAACGAUUAUAACUCGGGGUUGAAGAUACCACAAAUUCACGGAUGCCUUGCUAGGGAGAGGAACGGGGUAGAGGAUUGGGUAGUAACUGAACGUGAUUUGCGCAAUGAAGUGAAUAAGGUGAAAUGGUUGAAACUUAAAGAAGGUGAUGCCAAUGCUAUGCUAAAGUAUUUUAACAAAAAGAGUUCUGACAAUCAGAAUUUUUUUAGUAUGCAUAGAUUGGAUAAUGAUAUGACAUUACAAGAUAUUCUAUGGGUUGAUGCUCGAAGUAGAGUAGCGUAUGAAGAGUUUGGAGAUGUGGUUUGUUUUGAUGCGACUUAUUUGACUAACGAGUAUGAGUUGCCAUUUGCUAACUUUGUAGGCGUUAAUCAUCAUAGGCAGAGUAUUUUCCUAGGAUGUGCAUUAAUUUCUCACGAGAAUACGGAGACUUAUGAGUGGGUUUUCUCUACAUGGCUAAGUUGCAUGGGUGGUAAAAGUCCUAUGGGCAUUCUUACAGAUCAAGAUGCGGCAAUGCGGAAGGCACUACUGACAUCUAUGCCCGAAACUCGACAUUGA